AGCUACACAGAAAUGAGUAAACACUUUGGAGGAAUGGGGAGAAAAAGAGAAAAACACUCCCAAAAAACUCAGAGUUCAAAAUGAUGUGAUCGUCCAGAGAUUACCCAUAAACUGCUCCAGAUGUGAACCUGAUAUGAGAAGAGCUUCCACACUGAACUACAGCUCUGACUGCACAGCUGCCUACGAUGUCUGCUGAGCUCCUCUCUGUGAGUGAUCCAGGUGGGAAUAAUGGAAAUCCUCAAGACACCUCAGUGGGGGGCACAAAACCUUUACACCGCUUCUUAAAGGGACAACCCAAAAUUAUUGGUACAAUUGUGCUGAUCUUGGGUGCAUCCUUCUUUAUCAUAUCCAUUGCGAUCACGGCAGACUCCCAGAUGAUGCAUAUAUGGACAGUCAUCCCACCAGGCUUCCUGCUGGGGACACUGUUAAUCAUAUGUGGAAUUACAUACAUUUUGGCACAACACAACACCACCAAGAAAACAGUAACCAUUUCGUUAUCUCUGAGCAUUGUCUCCAUACUGGUCGCAUGCUGGACUUUAAUACACAUCCUGCCCGACAUAGAAGCAUAUUCCUACCACCUAGAUUACAUUUAUGAUAAUGGAACCUUUUCAUUUACUGAACCAAUGGAAAAUCGCCAGCUCAUGGGAUUGGCUUUGGAAGCAGUUUUGGUGUUCUACACUUUUGUUGUUGCAGUUAUUUUCAUUGUAAUGUCAGCUCUGGCUGGCAUUGCCCUGCGAUCCACAAAAAGCCAGGCCAUUGUAGUGAUGACUGCUGCAUCACCUGAUUUGUCAGUUGAAUAGCAAGCACAAGAGGACUGUCUGAAGUGUGAAAAAUUAAGAGAAGAAAUAUAUAUAUACUGUAUAAACAAACCAUUUAGUUUUGCUGAAGGGGCAGACUCAAUACAUCGUUUUGAAAUUGCAUGGUGUAUGGCCUAACAUAAACUUGAUAAAUCAAUAAGGAACAAAUCAAUAAUCUGUUUCAUACAAGUAUGGUUCAUAUUCCAUGUCACAUGCUAAUACUAUCCUUAAUAAACCAAAUUUAUGUACAAAUGUAUUUACUGGUCCAAUUUACCUUAAUUAAUUAGAUACUGCCAUUUAAUUCUGUUGGGGCACCUCCCCAACUGAGUUUUAGCAGAUAUUCUGAUGGUUCCUUAUAAAAUUAAUACAAUUAAUUAAUUGCAUUAUUGCAUGUGUUGCACCUUUUUUCAUAUUUCCCUACUAAUUGUAUUUGUUUGUAAUGUGUGCUGAUAUAUGUGUGUUUGUAUGUUAAUAAAGAAACAGAAAGGAGAUAGAAAGGAUGUUUGCAAGAAAGACACACACACACACAAAUAUUUUUAAGGUAUCGUAACAUUUUUCAUGAAACCUUUUAAUGCAGUUAAAGUACAAUGUUACAUUCUUAUAAUAUUAAAGUUAAAUG
Molecule: messenger RNA, 1416 nt
Organism: Neolamprologus brichardi
Lineage: Eukaryota; Metazoa; Chordata; Actinopteri; Cichliformes; Cichlidae
Source: RefSeq, a predicted model, not a curated record